GCGGCUGCUGUUUGGAUAAAAUGCGCUGGGAGCGUUCGAGGCUCCGCGGCCACUCACAUCUGGCCCGGGUUUGCUCUUUACGCGUCUGUCCCGCUUUCUUCGGUUCUUCCUCUACUUUCGAGAAACCGCGUUUCCGCUUCUGGCCAAAGAGACCUUGUAGCCGAGGAGAUCCAGGUGCCGGGGAGCGGCCGGCUGUCCUGCACCCCGACAACUUUCUGCGCCCUCUUCCCGGAGGACUUUUUCCUCCCUGCCUGCUCUCUCCUUCGACAAGUCUGGUCUUCCCCCGACCUGGCUGGGAGGGGGCUCCGCCGCUGGGAGAUGCUCUAAGAGAGGCCGCGGGGAGGACGCGGGCGCCCUGCUCGCUCCCGGACGCUGGUGGCUGGAGCAGGGCUCAGCGGGAAGAUGGGCCGCCGUGGGCUGGGACUCGCGCUGGCGUGCUGCCUGCUGCUGGCCUUCGCCUGUGGCCCGGUGCUGGGCCACGUGCCCCGUGGGCGGCAGGAACAGCAAGAGCAGGAGGGGACCAGGGAGCCACCGCUGGACCACGCUGAGAGGGAUGAAGAAAAGCAUGAAAAGUACAGCUCCAGGCAGGAAGAGGAGCCCCCCGCAUCCCGGUGCUUUCGCUGCUGUGACCCUGGUACUCCCAUGUACCAGGCCCUCCCAGUGCCACAGAUCAACAUCACCAUCCUGAAAGGUGAGAAGGGCGACCGAGGAGAUCGGGGCGUGCAAGGCAAAUAUGGCAAAACAGGCUCCGUGGGCGCCAGGGGCCACGCGGGACCCAAAGGGCAGAAAGGGUCCAUGGGGGCCCCCGGGGACCGGUGCAAGAACCACUACGCUGCCUUUUCGGUGGGCCGGAAGAAGCCCCUGCACAGCAACGACUACUACCAGACAGUGAUUUUCGACACGGAGUUCGUGAACCUCUACGGCCACUUCAACAUGUUCACGGGAAAAUUCUACUGCUAUGUGCCCGGCAUCUACUUCUUCAGCCUCAACGUGCACACCUGGAACCAGAAGGAGACGUACCUGCACAUCAUGAAGAACGGGGAGGAGGCGGUGAUCCUGUACGCCCAGGUGAGCGACCGCAGCAUCAUGCAGAGCCAGAGCCUGAUGCUGGAGCUGCAAGACCAAGACGAGGUGUGGGUGCGCCUCUUCAAGGGUGAGCGCGAGAACGCCAUCUUCAGCGAUGAGUUUGACACCUACAUCACCUUCAGUGGCUACCUGGUCAAGCCCGCCACUGAGCCCUAACUGCCCGCAGGCCUCCUGCUCCAUCUCCACAGGCUAACCUCCCGUUGUCUCCGCGCCCCGCCCUGCUCCGCCAGACCCCCUCCCCGACCCGGGUUUCCCCGGCCCACGCCUCCCCAGCUCUGGCAUUCGACGUGACGCCCCUCGUGGGAGUGGGAAGCAACAUCGGCUGUGUGGUCCCGGGCCUUGCCGUGGCCGCACGUGAAAUCACCAGGCGGGUGCCCGUGAGAGCUCCCCUCUGUGUGCACGCCCUUGAGUGACCCCUGCACGCGUGCCACGACGCGCCAGGGUGUCCCAGAGUAAGCCACCCUUGCUCCCAUUGCUGGGAAUAAUUAAGCCAAUUCUAAAGGUUGUGAAAGGAGCAAAGUAAACCAUGGAAAAGAAAGGGAGGCAUUAUUAUUUUUGCCUUUCUGCCAGCCUCGCUGGCUCCAGGCAGGAGGGCUGUCUCCCCUCGAGGCUGCCGGAGACUUCCUGUAAGAGAAGAUCUAAAGUGGAUGCCAAGGGUGACAGGGGAAGCGGGUGGGGGGGCGUGGGGACCGGAAAACCAUGUCUGGCUUAAGAUUUUAGGCCACGUAGGAACCUUGCUGGCGGACAGCUGGACUGAGGUCCACACCCGUGGACAUUCCUGUGGCCUUGCCCGAUGGCUCAGCUGGUCUUUCUGAGCCACAACGAAGAGGGGGUUCGAACUGGGCGGCAAGGGUCAGCUCCUCAGAGGGACAGCCAAGCCCUCGGCCGUGGUCUCUGCGUUGGUGAGCAGCCUGCUUGCUGGAACCCGCAGGCUACCGGCAGCCAAGGUCAGCACAACACAGCAGAGCCGUGCAUCCUGGUAUGGCUGUGCCCACUGCCCCACCCCACCCUUGCGUCCUGGAUGGGGCCCCCACGCCUCUCACACGGGCAUUGGCUUUCUGUCCCUCCUCUCCAACGGGUCAGCUAUGGAAGGAAGCAG
Kogia breviceps (pygmy sperm whale) is the source of this 2185-nucleotide messenger RNA. It is a transcript of the gene C1QTNF1, whose product is annotated as C1q and TNF related 1. Lineage: Eukaryota; Metazoa; Chordata; Mammalia; Artiodactyla; Physeteridae. Gene Ontology annotation, molecular function: protein binding. The record is from RefSeq and is a predicted model, not a curated record.